Helianthus annuus (common sunflower) is the source of this 3396-nucleotide messenger RNA. RefSeq names its product lipoxygenase 1, chloroplastic. Gene Ontology annotation, molecular function: protein binding; metal ion binding; oxidoreductase activity, acting on single donors with incorporation of molecular oxygen, incorporation of two atoms of oxygen. Bases 429 to 3179 code for a protein of 916 amino acids. Gene Ontology annotation, biological process: lipid oxidation. The transcript has 7 exons. The record is from RefSeq and is a predicted model, not a curated record. NCBI's taxonomy places the organism in Eukaryota, Viridiplantae, Streptophyta, Magnoliopsida, Asterales, Asteraceae.
UAUGAAAGCAAGGACACAAAUGGGUCCAAGUCCAACUAAAAAAAUAUAUAUACCGUAAAAAGUCCCCUGGCUGCCCACCCACCUUGGUACCUUCCUCGGCCGCGUUUUGACUCAGAAACCAGAAACUCGGUUUGACUCGGAAGAACCACGCAGACCCCUGUAGGUAUAUAUGAACUCAACGACGGCGAUGAAUAAUAACAAUCGCCAGAGAGAGAGAAAGAAAGAAAGCGAUCGCAAUAUUCAAAAAGUUUUAAACGUGGAGUGUUUGUACUUGGACUGACAUAAACAUUACUGGCCGGUGAUUUCAUCUUUUCUAUUUCUUCUGCUGUAUAUAAAUACGCACUCGCUCCGUGACAUCUUCUUUCAUAUCCACCCAACCCAACCCAACCCAACUCCCCCCUUUUCAUUUCACUCUCAACAACAUUCACAUGGCCUCACUAGCUAAAGAUAUUAUUAGUGCUUCUUCUAUGGUGGAUAAUAAAUCAUCAUUUUUUGGGUCAAAUAUUAUUAAUCAGAAUCUGGGUCGGUUGUAUGUGAACCCUGUUCUGAUUCCGCUUGAUCGGAAGAGGAGAUUGAGAAAGGGUGUGAGAACAACGACUCCGGUGGUAGUGGCGGCAAUCAGUGAAGAUUUGGUCAAACUUGUGAGAGUUGAAAAGCCGGUUUCUUUUAAGGUGAGAGCUGUGUUGACUGUUCGGAACAAGGUUAAGGAGGAUCUCACGGAGACAAUUGUUAGGAAGUUGGAUGCUUUUGCCGAUCAGAUCGGGAGGAAUGUUGUUCUGGAGCUUCACAGCAACGAUAUUGAUCCAAAAACGAGAGCUCCGAAGAAAAGCAAAGAAGCUGCGUUAAAGGACUGGUCAAAGAAAUCAAAUUUUAAAACUGAAAGGGUUAAUUACACUGCUGAUAUUUUGGUGGAUUCAGAAUUUGGGAUUCCAGGAGCAAUUGCUAUUACUAAUAAGCACCAAAAGGAGUUCUUUUUGGAAAGUAUUAUCAUUGAAGGAUUUGCAUGUGGCCCUGUUCAUUUCCCUUGCAAUUCUUGGGUUCAGUCUUAUAAAGAUUAUUCUAAACCUAGGGUUUUCUUCUCUAAUCAGCCAUACCUACCUCAUGAGACUCCAGCAGGGCUGAGAUACUUAAGAGACCAAGAGCUUAAAGAUAUAAGGGGUGAUGGUAAAGGCGUUAGAAAAUUAUCAGAUCGGAUAUACGAUUACGAUGUCUACAAUGAUUUGGGUAACCCCGAUAGGGGAAAUGAAUUCAUUAGGCCGUCACUUGGAGGUGAUAAAAUGCCCUAUCCAAGAAGAUGUCGAACCGGACGUGCGCCUAGUGAUACUGAUAUUUUAGCUGAGAGUCGGGUGGAGAAGCCAUUACCGAUGUAUGUUCCUAGAGACGAACAAUUUGAGGAAUCAAAAGCAAAUGCAUUUUCAACAGGGCGGCUAAAGGCGGUGCUGCAUAAUCUAUUGCCGUCAAUUGUGGCCAGCAUUUCUAAGAAACAUGAUAUCAACGGGUUCUCACAACUUGAUAGUCUUUACAGUAAAGGGGUCGUUUUAAAAUUAGGGCUUCAAGAUGAUCUCGUAAAGAAGCUUCCGUUGCCCAAAUUGGUGACUAGGUUGCAUGAAUCUAGCCAGGGUGGUGGACUUCUCAAAUACGACACCCCAAAGAUUCUUUCCAAGGACAAAUUUGCUUGGUUUCGCGAUGAUGAAUUUGCGCGCCAAACAAUUGCGGGGGUGAACCCAGUUAGCAUAGAGAGGCUUCAAGUUUUCCCCCCAGUGAGUCGACUUGAUCCUGAUAAAUACGGCUCGCAAGAGUCUGCUCUUCGAGAAGAACACAUUGUUGGCCAUCUCAAUGGCAUGAGUGUACAACAGGCACUUGAGGAAAAUAAGCUAUUUAUCAUAGACUACCAUGACAUAUACCUACCAUUUUUGGACCGAAUAAAUGCACUCGAUGGGCGUAAAGCGUAUGCAACACGAACCAUAUUUUUCUUAAAUCCAUCUGGCACUCUCAUGCCCGUUGCAAUCGAGCUUAGUCUACCGCAAGCUUUACCUGGAACAGAGUCAAAACGUGUGGUCACACCGCCAGCUGAUGCCACAAGCACCUGGUUGUGGCAACUAGCCAAAGCUCACGUCUGCUCAAACGAUGCUGGGGUCCACCAACUGGUGCACCACUGGUUACGGACCCAUGCAUCUAUGGAACCAUUUAUAUUAGCGGCUCAUAGACAAUUGAGUGCUAUGCACCCUAUAUAUAAGCUUUUGGACCCACACAUGAGAUACACUUUGGAAAUCAAUGCAUUGGCUCGCCAGAAUUUGAUCAACGCCGAUGGGGUUAUUGAACAAUGUUUUACCCCUGGUCGAUAUUGUAUGGAGAUGAGUGCUGCUGCUUAUAAGAAUUGGCGGUUUGAUUUAGAAGGUCUUCCAGCUGAUCUCAUUAGAAGAGGUGUAGCGGUUCGGGACCCAAGCAAGCCACAUGGUUUGAAGCUUUUAAUUGAAGACUACCCGUACGCAUCAGACGGGCUCAUGAUUUGGGAAGCCAUCCAAACCUGGGUUCGAACCUAUGUGAACCAUUACUACCCCGACUCAGCCCAUGUAUGCAAUGACCGGGAGCUCCAAGCAUGGUAUGCGGAGUCCAUCAAUGUCGGCCAUGCCGAUCUCCGCCACGAGGACUGGUGGCCGACUUUAGCUGAUGCAGAUGACCUCACCGGCAUCCUAACCACCAUCAUCUGGCUUGCAUCGGCUCAACACGCAGCGCUUAACUUUGGUCAGUACCCGUAUGGUGGCUACAUCCCAAACCGACCACCACUAAUGCGGCGGUUACUCCCUGAUGAGAACGACCCCGAAUACAUGAGCUUCCAUGACGACCCGCAAAAGUAUUUUCUUUCUGCUUUACCCAGUUUAUUACAAUCAACAAAAUAUAUGGCGGUGGUGGACACGCUAUCCACACAUUCACCUGAUGAGGAGUAUAUUGGGGACAGACAACAAACCGACACUUGGACAGGGGAUUCGGAGAUUGUGGAAGCGUUUUACAAGUUUUCAGCUGAAAUUCAACGAAUUGAAAAGGAAAUUGAGAAAAGAAACAGGGAUCCGAGUCUAAAGAACAGGUGCGGGGCUGGGGUUUUGCCGUAUGAGCUUCUUGCACCAAGUUCAGAGUCGGGUGCAACAUGUAGAGGUGUUCCGAAUAGUGUGUCUAUAUGAAUAAUGAGCAUUAUUUAGGCUCGUUUUUGGUUAACCCAAUGGAGAGAUGUAAGUGAAGUAGUGUUUGUUAUAUGUCAAUACAGUGUUGUUAAGUAGAUUGCAUAUAUGUAAUGUAAAUCAAGAUUCUUAGAUGCACAAUUACGGUGCAUAUAGCUGUAAAAUCCUAGUUUAAGUUAUGGAAUAAAUGGUAAAUGAUAUGAAGGUCAAAAAAUGCUAA